Molecule: messenger RNA, 1353 nt
Organism: Rotaria sp. Silwood1
Lineage: Eukaryota; Metazoa; Rotifera; Eurotatoria; Philodinida; Philodinidae
Source: the annotation of a GenBank genome assembly
AUGUCAUUGACACCACACGAUCUUGCCGUCAUUCAAGAAGCUGGAACGCCGAGUGAUAGAAAAUACGCCAAGCGCAUUUAUCCAGUACGUAAACGGGGCAAUUUCUUGCUCUGCACAAUUCUAUUAGGCAAUGUUCUGGUAAAUUCGACGACAACAAUCCUUCUCGAUACAUUAAUAAGUGGUAUAUUGGCUGUGGCCGGUGCCACUUUUGCAAUUGUCAUUUUUGGUGAAAUCAUUCCACAAGCCGUUUGUUCACGGCAUGGCCUAAAAAUUGGUUCUAAAACCAUUAUUCUUACUCGCAUUUUCAUGAUAAUUACAUCUCCUGUCGCUUUUCCUCUCAGCAAAAUUCUCGAUUGUAUUCUCGGCGAAGAAGUCGGCUCCACUUAUACACGCGAUCAAAUGAGUGCAUUGUUGAAACAUACACAAACGACUGAUAUUGAAGAUCGUGAGAAAAACAUCAUGACUGGUGUGUUGGGUUUGAAGACGAAAAAGAUCCGUGAUAUAAUGACCAAUUUAAUCGAUGUGUUCAUGCUCGAAGCCGAUCGAGUUGUUGAUGAUGAACUUGUUUUGACAAUACACGGUUAUGGAUAUUCGCGAAUACCGGUUUACGAAAAGCAACGUAACAAUAUUAUUGGCCUGGUAAAUAUUCGUGAUUUUGCUCUUCUUGAUACAGAAUCCGGAAAAUUUACUGUGAGAAGUUUGCUGAAUUUUUACAAGCAUCGUUAUGGCAAAGAGAUUAUGUCCGAUGAUUCGUGUUAUGAUGUUUUUAAUAAACUUAAGAAAGAACAAUAUCAUAUGGGUAUUGUGGUUGAACAUGACACUAGUAGUGAGAAAGAUCCAAAGAGUCCCGAUAACAAAGUGGAAGACCUUUUACGUUCGAAAGAUCUCAAAUUUCGACCGUUUAUACCGGAUUUCAGCUUGAGAGUUUGUGAGGAUGUACAAAUUUUACGAAUUCGUCGAACACACUGGUUAGCGGCUAUUCGUGCGACUUUCUUUGAACAUAAACAAAAAGCAAACGGUGGUCCACCAAUAUUCAAUUCUGACGGUGAACAGAUUGAUUUGUUGACACAAGAAUUGGAAAAGGCUAAUGGCGUCGAUCGACCAGAGGGAAGUACCAGAACUUCAAGUGAAACAAGCGAUAAAAUGCGUGAUCGAACAAUGUCUCUAACGUCAGCAACUGCUUUGGGACUUGUCAAAAGAGAGCACGAAGGUUUUUUCAGUCGACUUCGUUCAAUAACUAUUUCGCAUAAUGUGAAUAAGACCUCGUCGAAAAGUCCGACAACCUCGAAUCGAAAUACGCCGAGUUUAACCGGUAAGCAGCGCCAUCAUUUAUUUCGUACUGAUCAUACUUAA